Molecule: messenger RNA, 1934 nt
Organism: Macadamia integrifolia
Lineage: Eukaryota; Viridiplantae; Streptophyta; Magnoliopsida; Proteales; Proteaceae
Exons: 7
Coding region: 146-1405 (419 amino acids)
Source: RefSeq, a predicted model, not a curated record
CUUUGUCUGACUCAUCAACUUUCUGUUCUUAUAUCUCUCUCUCUGGUGUGCGCUUUAAUGGCAGGUUGAGUAAGGAACAAGAAAGCUUUAUUGUUGUUGUAUUUUUCGCGCUUUUUGAUCGCUACUAGUUGGUUUUAUUGUCGGAAUGGGGAGGAAAGAUCAGAAAAAGAAUGAUACGGAGAAGAUAGAAGCUGUUCUUGAGUUGUUGAGGAAACAAGCUCCGCUUACAGUGAAACAGGAAAAGUUCUGCAACUAUGCUUGUGUGGGGCGAUUUCUGAAAGCAAAAGGAGACAGUGUGAAGAAAGCAGCGAAGCAUUUAAGAGCAUGCCUUUCUUGGAGGGAGAGUAUCGGCACUGAAUAUUUGAUUGCAGAUGAGUUUUCUGCCGAGCUUGCAGAAGGUUUCGCUUACGUUGCUGGUCAUGACAACGAUUCCAGACCUGUUGUGAUUUUCCGUAUUAAACAAGAUUAUCAGAAGUUCCACUCUCAGAAACUGUUCAUCCGUUUGCUGGUAUUUACACUAGAAGUAGCCAUUGGAUCCAUGCCUAAAAACAUCGAGCAAUUCGUCCUCCUCUUCGAUGCUAGCUUUUACAGAUCAGCUUCGGCUUUUAUGAAUUUAUUAUUAGCAUCAUUAAAGAUCGUAUCGGAAUACUACCCCGGACGGUUGGACAAGGGCUUCGUCAUCGACCCUCCCUCCCUUUUCUCUUACCUCUGGAAGGGAGUUCGUCCAUUCGUAGAACUAUCGACGGUGACGAUGGUGGUGUCUUCACUCGACUACGAAGAGUCAUCGGACUACGAUUUCACGGCAUUCCCGCGAUCCUCCUCUCUGCGUUUCGAUCCCUCAUCGAUUCCGUCAACGGGGAAGAUUGGCACUUCGUCCUCUACCCGGUUCGCCUUCACGGUCUCUCAGCAUUUCGACUCUGUCAAGCCUUGGUACCUGAGCUUGAAGGACACGUCAGCAUCUAAGGUGGGGACCACCAGCAGCCCAUCUGCAUCUCUCAUGGGCCCCGCUCUCAUUUCCUCAAACACCGCUCGUUCAUUCUCUUUCGCUUCACCGGCUGCCAGGACCCCACGUUGCAGCACCCCUGGGCCCACCAGGAAGAACCACCAGUUCUUCACUUCGACCCCAUUGCCACAGAGAUUCAACAACAGCAGCAGCAGCAAUCCGAGGACACCAAGACCAUCAUUCCUUCAAUCUCCCGCUAUGUUCUUCAGGAAAGACAACGAAUGCCUCGUCAGCCGAACGGGGAAGAGCCGAGAGUCCUUCUUACCCUUCUUGAGGUUCUACAGAAGGCCAUACGACGAGAUGGUUUACAGGUCAAAGAUGAAGCCACCACUGGGUGGGCUCAUCUCCAUCGUCUCUCCCCAUAUGAAACGCCGCCACAUGUCACAAUCUCAGAGGUUCUAAACACACGAAGUACAUACACAUUUCCCAUAUAUAUUAUUAUAAUUGAUCAUAGUUAAUAAACCUACUACUAAUAAUGACUGUCUCUCUUUAAGAUCGAAAUGUGAAAAGGGAUACUAGCGGUGACUGCGUGAGUUUAGAGAGAGAAAAAAAAGCAAGCUAGAGACAACGUACUAAGCGGGGUGUGAACUGUUGUGCAUUGUUGUCUCAUUUUUGGGUCUUGUAGUCUCUCUGUCUCUCUGUCUUUAAUGGAGUCAAAGUCUACGUUUCGGGGUUCGUCGGAAAGUGGAGGUAUUGGAAAAGCGAUAGCGUGGUCGGGACGCCCAACAUCGUAUCGGAAACCAUUCGAGAGUAGAUGGAGAAAGCCGGGUCAGGAAGACCAGGAAGGGAAAAAAAAAAUCCAUGUUUGGUUUUGAUUUUGAGAAAUCAACUUUUUUUUGACUUUUGAGGAAUCUUUGACGUUAGUUUGGUAACUUGGUUAGUUUGGUAACUUGUUAAUAAUGAAGUUUGAAAGCUCCUUCUUCGAUGUGAA